Colletotrichum lupini is the source of this 3678-nucleotide messenger RNA. RefSeq lists its product as uncharacterized. The record is from RefSeq and is a predicted model, not a curated record. NCBI's taxonomy places the organism in Eukaryota, Fungi, Ascomycota, Sordariomycetes, Glomerellales, Glomerellaceae. Bases 1 to 3678 code for a protein of 1225 amino acids. The transcript is spliced from 16 exons.
AUGACCCAUCUCACAACCACCGCGAAACAAGCAUCGCCAUUCAACUGCAUCUUCACAGCAAUGACCUCAUUCCACAGCAAACCCCGUCUUCCUCGAUCACCAUCAACCCCAGGUUGUUCUAGACCCCAAGUCCCCGAACUCCCCCAAAAUCCUACCGAAUCCUACCGCCACCGUCCCCGCGAGAGGACGGCAGACCUUGCCGACUCCUCCGCUCCGCAUCCGCCACUGUCUGUGGCGCUCCCGUCAAGCUCAGAUCAGAUCCUCCAACAGCCGACAGGGCUAGCUACGACGGAUGACAUUGUACGAGGAACUGAGCCUCAAUCUCACUCGCCCACGCCUAUCACCAGCCUCAGCCGAGGACAGUCCCCAAUUCAAUUCAACAAGCCAGAGCACACCAAGACAGAGAUCAAGGCUAGUGGUCCAGGGGGCGCAUGGCCGCACCACCCAGCCGGUGCAACGACCGACAGGCAAUUCGCACACUUGUCCAACCAAGCCCUCCAACCGAACUGCAAAGAGAUGUUUCUGGUAUCAUCUCGCCGUUUCAAGGCAUCAUUUUCAGGAACCAGACCCCGGGCGACAACGGCGACCAAUAAGGAUAGCCGCGAUGUGAGCAACCCAGUAAUCCAAAAUCCAGCACCCCACCAAGCUCAAGAUCGAUUACUUGCGCGCAUCCCCGGCUCUCUGGAUUUAGAAGUCCCUUGCGUCUCGAACAUCAGCAACCCAGCCCAGUCUAGCUUUCACCUUCAAAAGUUCCGCGAAUAUCAGUCCCUGACUAAGGUUGCAACUCGUACUGGGCGGCGUCGAGGAAGUGAGACAGAAGUGCCAUGCUUUCCGCACCGGAACGUGUGUCUCCAAAGGUCAGCAAGUCUACCCACGCACAAAGUGAAGUGCCUGCAUAGAUUGGAGGCAUGGGUUGCCAUGUCACCCUUUCGACGACUCCUUCCGAGACUCGGAUCCCCCAUUUUGGCACACCGAGGCCCGCCCCCCGGCCGGCCGGGCAUAGGACCUCGAAAGCCGCGGACGCCCAUGCAUAUCCGCCUGGCACUUUUUUGUUCCUUCCAUCACUUCGUACCGCCUAGUCGGCUGUUGCCUCUCUUUGGCAAAGUUGCCCACUCUGCUUCUCUCACCGUUUUCGAGUACGGCGUAGUCUUGCUUGAUAAUGGUCCCAUGGCAAGGCGGCCGUCAAACAGCGACCCCUUCCCACCCCCUGUACGUCUUUCUGCUUCGAGGUAUGUCACGAUGAGCCGGAUAUCGCGGUCGCAGGAUCAAAAAGAAGCUCACAGCAGCUGCCUGCCGCUCCGUCCGCAUCCGCAUCCGCGACCCGCGACCCCUCACCCCGGCACCCUAGCAUGGCUGAGGCCAAGCAUCACGCGAGUCCGGACAACCCUCGAAGAAGCUGGCCAAGCAUCGAUUCUGCCCGGUGGGAUCCGGUGCUUUGCGGUUCCCGCCGCAAUUGCACAUCAAUAUAUCGCUUCCCAUCACAGUGAGAAGCUGUCGAUUGGUGCUGCUAGGCCACAAAGGGACCUACCUUCCCUGAGGUACGCUACCUACGGACAAAGUGCCUUGCACAAACAAAGAUUGCAUACGCCGUCCGUACGGAUGCUUGAGGCCGCAUCCUGGCCCGGGCGGUCGGCCGCGGUGCGAACCCCACCCCCUUGGGACACCCCUUGUCCGACAACAAACUGCCUUCCUCCAGGACCUCCCGACGUCGAUAUCUCGAUUUCAACAAAUCCUUCCUGCGAUGCACGGUAUCUUCAUUCCUUCGGCACGUCUUUGGCCAUCAGAGGUCAGAAAAUGCUGAGAAUUCUGCCACACGUCCCCCCUCUACUUUCCGACCAUCGAAUGGGAAUUAAAGAAAAGCAACGCUGUGGAAGAAACUCAAAUGAUACCCAGCAAGGAAACAAACGCAAGCAUCGUGAAAUCAAACCACGAAGUAUCCGUAGUCCCACGAUUUUCAGGGAUCAGUUCCCUUACGCCCAUGCUUUCAAUAACAAAUACGUCGAGUCUGUAUGCCGUACGUACACAAGAGUAGAAUGCAAGGACAAAGCCAAAAUGAGAGCAGGGGUGUGGGGAGGUUCCUUGGAGGUGACCUCAUGUCGAAACCACCCGACCCAGCCCUCGCUCGGCGCUCAGAGCCCUAGCGUCAAGCCCCGUCUAGACUGGCCAGACACUUCACGCCGCGAUACACACACCUGCACGACUCCAAAGCGCUUGCGCUUAUGCAUCCAUAGGUAUAUGCGUGUCUGCGGCACGUGUCGUAUCUCUCCCUCAUCCGCUUGCGCCUUCCCGCGCCUGGUUCCAACCACUCAACUCUCACUCAUGACCCUCCAAACCCACCCGCCCACGCAUACUUACACACGUACAUACACGAACGUGCAUACACAUACACAAGUGCGAGCAUCACAUCACCACACACACAUCAUCCCCCUCCCCCCUCCUCAAGCCUGCGCAUUCUUCACCGCAGGCAAUUUUUGGCAUCUUACUGUACGACACACCACCAAGGGCGGCAGCGGCAAGCGGCAAGCGGCAAACCCCACCACUAAGCACUCACUUCAUCCCUCCCUCAUUGCCCACACACCACCUACACUUACACUCACAAUCACCCAUCUUUCACCCCCCACAAAAAUCCACGCCGGCUCACCUGUCACGCCAAAUGACACUCAAUUGCGGCUAUUCCCCAACAAGCGCGGAACUUCGCUUAUUUCGGCGCCUCACGCCCAUGUCCAUGCCCUUGGCACCCACGCACCCUGGACCAUCUGCCGCGACGGGCGCCGCGCGCGCGCACAAGCUCGCUUGUUGGGCUUAGCUUGUCAACUUGUCCGUCGCCCAUUUCCCCACUCCCCACCAUCCGUUCGUUGCGGUGUUCGUCUGUUUAAUUCAAUUCUCCCCUUCCGUCCAUUUGGACCGGCACAUCACUCCCCAUGCCCGUGUUACCUGACUUUGCCGUUCCCGAAUUCCCAGUCCCUUCCUUUCGGGACCAGACAGACACGACCCAAAGGAAACCCCACCAUCCGCAUCUGCGUACCCAGGUACGGUCAACGGAUAGGUCUGUCCAAACCCACACGCCCUUCUUGGCGCAAGGCUUUCUUUCUAGGUACCCGUCAAAUUCAAGGGUUUCCUCUUCCUCGUACUCUGUGCGGUACAGCUCAACCCAUGGCAGAUCUGACAAACACCAUACUCCGUACCCAUCCAUGCAUACGUCUCUUGUACUCCAUUUCCCCCAUUUGGACAACAGAACACACCACCCCCCUCCACUCCCGCUCAACACUGCUGCACUGCAUCAACCCAUCUCACCGGGAGUCUUUCCCACUCACCAGCCCACCACAACUUCACCACUUCGAGGUACCCACCUACCCGUCCAAGAUAUCCAUGUCAUUUGGUUCCCGUUUUGUUUCCACCUUCUCCCAAACACCCUCCCCACCACCACCACCGCGCGCAUUCCCACGAUACCAUGAAGCCCACGCAAAGGCCUCCCGCGGCACUCCAUUCUCCUCCUUUCUUCGCGUCUCCCAUAUUUCCCAUCCGCAUACGCCCACACACACACGCCCCCCUGCUUUUGCACCACCACCCCCUAUCGCAAGGCUGAGUUCUCGGCCGUCCAAACGAGGCUGGUCGCGGCCCCCAAAACAGAUUUCCUUCUCCCUCGACCAAUGGCGUGUAAGAGGCGGGCUCGACUGA